AUUUAACUGAUAUAAAUUCUUAAAUUCAAGGCUUCUGAGUUCCUCGUCUCGUCUCACCUGUUAGUUUUUUUUUGUUUUAAUUAAUCGGCUGCGCCCUCAUCAGCUUAUUCUAAUCAAGUCUAUAAAUACAAUAACACUUCCCCAUUGCCAUUAUCAGCAUCAUCAAACAUGGCACCCACUUCUCUGUUGUCAUUCUCAUCCCCCUCAACUUCUCUUCUUUUUCAUCCAUUAACCACCUACGAUGCUCCCUCCGCCUCCAGACUCCACCUUAUUCCGUCCUCUAAAAGGCCAUCUACCACCGGAGUUUUCGCCGCCAGAAAAGAGGCACAUGACCAGAAAUACAGUGGCCGGCUGGUGGACGUCAACCUGAUUGUUCUUAGGAAAAGAAUUCAUGAGAUGAAGAUGGUGGAGAGGAACUAUGAGCCUCCUUCUCAUUGGAUGGAUUGGGAGAAGCGUUGUUUUACUAGCUAUGAUUCUUUCAUUUGUGAAAUGAUGGGUGGUUUGCAAUAUCAGUUGAUGAACACAAGGCCUAGCUUUGCUUUGGGGCUUAUCUCUUUGGUAGCUUUGAGUGUUCCCAUCUCAUCGGCUUUUGUGUUUUCCAAUUUUUUGGAAUUCACUAAGAUUGUGUUUGAUGGAAUUCUCCUUAGUUAAUUGGUUUUGUAAAUUUAUGCUUUC
Manihot esculenta (cassava) is the source of this 675-nucleotide messenger RNA. RefSeq lists its product as uncharacterized. NCBI's taxonomy places the organism in Eukaryota, Viridiplantae, Streptophyta, Magnoliopsida, Malpighiales, Euphorbiaceae. The transcript has a single exon. The record is from RefSeq and is a predicted model, not a curated record. Bases 169 to 651 code for a protein of 160 amino acids.